UACCAGUACCAGCUAAGUUGUGCAUUUGGGUAGAUUGUAGUGCAAUCGUCCGUAAUUCUCUGCUCAAAAACAUUGAUAACUUAGUAUUCAAAUCCCUAAUAUAGUAUAAGUACAAGAAGUGCAACCAUAGAAUUAUAAAUGCUUAUAUUUCGGUCUUCAGAGGAGGAAAAUUAUUGAGAUUUGUGCUCUUUCUUUUCUUGGGCUAAGGACUGUUUGUUCUUUUGUUAUUUAGUAUCCAUCAAGUGUUUUGAGCGUAUCCUAAAGGAUAAAUCUUUGGAUAUGAUGCCAUCAAAUCCUUAUAUCUGUGGCGACGGAGGGGGUGGUAAUGAAGGUGGAAUAAGUGAUGGAACCACACAGGCUCGAAAUCCUUUACUCUGUUAUGUUUGUAAUGAUUAUUUUGCAGAACCAUGUCUUCUUUCUUGUUUUCACACAUUCUGUGCCAGAUGUCUUAGAGGCAGAUUGAUUGAUGGAAAAAUAACAUGUCCUUUAUGCAGCCAACCAACUCAGCUGAAAGAUAACUCUUCAGUGCCCCCUUCAGAUCUGCUGAUGAGGCAGCUUAUCGAACUUGCCAACACUGAGAACCCACCUUGCGCAAACUGUGAUAAGCGUGACCGAGCGUCUAUGUACUUCUGCAGUACUUGUGGUCAGGCACUCUGCAAUCAUUGCCGUGAAAACACCCACCGGGCUAAAAUGUUUUCCACUCAUGACAUUGUUCAUAUGUCUAAAUGCUCAAAGGAAGUUCAUAGAAGAUGUGCGAUGCACGGUGAGCAGUACAUAAUGUUCUCCAUGUCACAACGCAACAUGUUAUGUGUGAACUGUUUCCGUGACACGCCUGCAGAGGCUCGACUUCACUGUGUAGACAUCGACACUGCAUACACUCAGUGCUCCAAGAAACUGGAGUCUUCUCUCUUGGCUGUGAGGGACAUUCAAACUUCGGUACAUGAAGGUGUGAUGUCAUAUCGCAAUCUUCUAGAGGAGCUGCAGAGAAACACUGAUACAGAGAAGAUGACAAUUCACUCAUUUUGUCAGGGCAUGCAGGAGGCGAUCAACAAGACCCAAGCUUCAAUGGUUCUAGAAGUCCAGAGGCAAUUUGAAGGAAAAGAACGUCUGUUCAAGAGUAGUUUGGUGGCGUUGAGCACUGUCCUGCCAAUACUGCAGAUGCACUUGCUGCUGUGUCAGAGCUUCAUGUCUGCUGCGAACAAGUUCCAGUUCCUGGACCUGGCCUACCCUAUGAUGGACCGUCUGGCCUCCGUCUCCCAACUGUCCCAGCCUCUCAGGCCUAUCCAGUCUAGCCAGAUCCGCACUAACUACCGGUCAGAAUUUGCACACAGCUUGGAGCCAUGGAUUGGCAAAUUGGCAGUCAGUCACCAUCACCAGCGACCUGCACCUGACAGUGCUGCCAAUAUGAGCCAGGGAGGGGGUGAGGGGACCAACCCUCCUGUGUCUGCCACACCCACCAAUCUCCAUCCUGCACCCUCCCGCAAGCAGCACUCAGCAUUAAAGGCCAAGGCGUUAGAGGGAGAAGGUCCUUUCUCAAACCACUGCCGAAGUUUUGACACACAAAUGAAAGAGCUGGGAGUGAAGCUGAAUAACGUGCGAGAGAGACUGUGCGAGUUGCAGCGAGAUGUGACUGUACUGCGUCGUGCUGCUACACCACCACUUGCCAAACGACAUCUUAGUAUUGCACGUGACUGUGAGCGUCUGGAUGACACCUUACAGCGUUACCAUGUGGAGCUGGACCGGUUGCGCUCAGUCUUUGAUACUCUCUGGCAGGAACAACUCUAUCGGAUUCAUGUGGAACAAGACAUCUUCCGCACUCAGAUGUCUGACAUUGUGAACUUGAGGACUGAGGUGAAGAGCUAGCGCACGUAGCAGCUAGCGCACGUAGCCCAGCAGCUAGAACCUUACGUAAAGUCUCUGUCCCAGACCAACCUGGAGGACAUGGCUAACCUGCAAGCCCUCAUAGAUCGCAUAACUGUUAUGCAACAAAGUGCUGACAACCAAUUAAAAAAAUAUUUAAAAGUGGAAGAAGACUUAAGUGUUCUGAUUAGACAGUCAUGCAUGGUUACUAGUAUUGACUUCUAUAAUUGUUUCAGAAUGGAUUCUUUGCUCAAACCUCAAGAUUUCCGAGAACCGCCUCAAGUAGUAUCUCCUACUGCAGAAGAGAUGAUGUUUUUGAAAGGUGAGAGCAGCAAGAUGGAGAUGCCGGUGAGGGAGUCUGCUCGCAUGAGAAUGCACAAUACUAGCAACAUGCUGGACUCGCACUUCUACGGUCGAGGCCCUCCUGGCAUGGAAGCAAGGGGGUCUAGAAAUGUCAUCAGCCAACUAAUUGAAAAGGUCCGUACUAAAGAAGAUAGGAAGAAGUCUCCAGUCCAAGAAGAGGUGCGGACUCCUUUACAACGAGAACGUAGCAAAUCAGAAGGCAGAAGUAAAGAAAGUGUUCAUGGUAAGGGUGAACCGUACCGAGUAAGCAGUGCUGGCCCCAGCUCGGGGGGAGGGAAGGUGGCAUCUCUGUACCACACCAUUAGCGGAAAGGUGCUCGGUUCCCGGGACUCCGGCUGUAAUGAAGUGGGAGGCAUACCUCCUCCCCCACCUUCCCGUAGAUCAGAUGACUCAUCACAGCCUUUACUUGGUGUUACUUCAAAGACUGACCAUUCUGUAGCUCUGAACAAUAUUCGUGAACAUUUGGAGAAUCAUUUGAAACAGAAAAUCAAGCAUGGUAGCCGCACUGCUAGCAGAACUCAUCUAUAUCAAGGGGGAGACGAAGAUGAGGAACAGUACCAGCGCAUUGCAGAUGCAACAAGUAGUAGGGCAGGAGGAGAGACUGGUAGCUCAGUGAUGACUCAGGCUAUGGUACAUCCGACCCCAGCUUCUCCCUCUCGGUCUCACCCCGUUUACCCCCACUCUGACACUGAAGACUCUGUAUUCUACCCUGACACUCCCAGUUCAGGGAGACGUUCAUCCAUGGACCUGAUGGAUCGACGAAAGACUCUAGUCGUAGUCAUUGGAGCUGGGAAGAGCAAGGCUCGCCUGAUGCAAAAACAGCGCUCCUGGGAAACAUUUCCUCCAAAGAAACGACAGGACAUGAACUCUUCAAAGUUUUGUCGUGAUCCUGAUUCGUUCAGGGGAGGUUUUGACUUGGCCGGUUUGAAGAAAGCAGACAGUUUUGAGGGUCACGAGGAAGCAGUGCGUACCUUGGUAGCUGCGGUUCAGGAGACUCGGACCUUGAGGAAACCCAAGUCACCGGCUCCUUCUACCCCGACUUCUCUUUCCGGACGGCAACCACCCGAGUAACCGAUUAUGUUACUAGUUACCAGUACUGUAGUUGUUACCGUGUAGAUAAUGUUUUAAACCAAAGAGCUUAAUAUUAAUGAUUAAUAACUUGUCGAGUCUUUUACUUGCUUAUUAAAGUAUAUUGGAAAGCACUGUUUGAUGAGAUGAUUAUCACGUGUUACGAGUUGUAGUUUAUUGAAAGAAAAAUCCAUGAUAGUAGCUUCUUAGAAUGUGAUAUAUUAUACACUUGUUUUAGAGUUUAAAUUAUAUGAUACAGUAUAUUAUAAAAUUUUGUAAAUAUAUAUUAAUUAUUAAACAAACCAUAAUCAACGUGUUGGUUUGUGAUAUCAGUGCAUUGUUGAUCAUUGUUUGUGAUUUUAAUACAGUACAUUUUUAUCAGAGUAUUGAUUAAAAUUUUCAUCUCUUAAACAUCAAACAUUGUACUAUAUUGAUUAUUCAUUUUAUAAUUUUUUGUUCCCAAUCAUUACAUCUUAUUCUAUCCUGAACAUUAAAUCUAUUUCAUUAGUAAAUGUUCUAUUAAAAUGUAAGUGAAAGUAUAUUUUACAUUAAAUAACCAUCUCAUGUGUUCAUCUCUACAUCUAAAGCUUUUGUUUAAUAGGGUUGCAGUUUGCAAAUUUUUUCAGCCAGUUAAUAAACAGUUAAUAAUAUGCCUAUAAGGCAUAAAAAAAACAUGCAUGAGAAGUUUCUAUAUAGACGUCACAUGUAAGGACUGUCACGUAUGAUUUGGUCUAAACCUGUACCUUGAAUGUAAGCAAUGAGAGUUAGUGAAACUCUUUUUUAUUUAGUUAAAAAUGUGAAUUACAUUCCUGUCGAUAGCAGUAAUGUAAAGGGUAAAGUGAAAAUCUUAUUUUCGAAGGCAUUUUAGUUGACACUUGGAACCUCUUAUGUAAAGGUGACAUCUGAACUACCAGUAAUGGGUUUGUGAUAAAAUAUCUCUCAGCGGUCACUAAUGUGAGGACUAGCUAAGCUCAAUGGUACCUAUCUUAGCAUUAACAGGAUGCACUAGGUAAGGCCAUUGGCAAUGCACUAAUGAAUGAGACAUGAAAUUGAUACUUGGCAGUUAAGAUCUAAACUUUAAAUUGAAUUCUGCAACGCUUGUAGUAAAAUUUAUAAUUGGGUAUUGAGAGCCCAUUGCCAAGGAUAGUUUUAUCUUCCCUUCAGGGUGGGAAUAGAAGUUUAACCUUACCAAAUUAGGUUAUUUUUGUUCUUGCAAUAAUGCAACUAUGUCAUUAAGAACACCCAUAAGCCAUAAUUCGUGUAAGCAUGAUCAUGAUUUAUGUUUAUUUGACAUACAAAUGAAAAAGUAAAUCAUACAUAAAAUAUAAACACUGAACGCUUUGUCAAAAAAGUACUGGGUUCUUCAGAACUUUAACCUAUACAUCAGAAUAAAAUAACAAAUUAAUUAAUUUGUCAUACUGAAGAAAUAGGUUUAAAACAGCUGAGUAUUGGACAAAGCCAUUAACAUCAUUAAGGCAUUAUUGUGGUCCAAGACUGAUGUCGGCUUGAGGAUUGUGAGCAUAUUAUCUUAAUUCAACCUUUACAUUCAACAUGUUGAACUAUACACAUACAGGUACCUAGUUGCACUAUAAUUAUGUAGUUAAUAUCUUGAUUGCGGCACAAGACUGAUGCUGACUCAAGGGUGAUGAGGAUAUAAGCUGGUUAUGACCUCCACAGUCAAUGUGUUGAACCAUACUUCUCUAGAUGUACUAUAUGUUGCUAACACUUUCACUGUAACACAAGACUGAUGCUGACUCGAGGAUGGUGAGGACAUGACCUCCAAAGUCAAUGUGUUGAACCAUACUUCUCUAGAUGUACUAUAUGUUGCUAACACUUUCACUGUGGUACAAGACUGGUGUGUACUCGAGGAUGGUGAGGAUAUAAACUGGUUAUGACCUCCACAAUCAAUGUGUUGAACCAUACUUCUAUAGCUGUACUAUAUGUUGCUACCAUUUGCACUGUGGCACAAAACAGAUCAGGACAGUGAGUAUAUUAAUUGGAUAUCUCCACAGUCAACUUGUUAAACCACACCUCUCUAACUGUACUUCACGUAGUUAACACCUUCAAUGUAGCAUAUGACUGAUGCUGAAUCGAGGAUAGUGAGGAUAUUGAUAUGACUUUCGCAGUCAAUGUGUUAAUGAACAGUCCAACAAUAACUCAUGUAUAUGCAGUGUUAGCAUAUCCAGGGACAUUACAGUUUAUAUUUUAUUACUGUAUGAUGCAGUCUGUUGACAUCUGGCCAGCACUGUAAGUAAAGGUUACUUAAGAGGACUGCUCUCAUUGUAAUUAUGGUUUAAUUCUUCCAAUAACUAGACAUUUCUGAUGUAAGGUGUUGUUACUGCAGUCCUGAGAAACAGUUUGCAUUCAAUAAUAUGUCACAAAGGUUUAGUCUUGAAGCAUUGCCCCUAUAGCUGAAGGCCUAAUCAGUCCUUAAGUAGACAGGCAGUUCAGUUGUUUUUUAAAUAUGGCAUACCUACUUUGACUUAGUUGUUAGACAAGAUGUUUGUUUUCUGAUUGAAGGUCUUAUUUUGUAAGUCAUACAAUAUCUUUAUAUUUUAUUUAUCUUGCUAAAUAAUAAAAGAGGAAAUUUAUAUUUUCUGUAAUAUAUGUAGUAAUACGGAUAUCCGAAUCAAAUGGCGUCAAAAGGUUUAUUCUUCACUAACUGUUUCUUCCUAGAUAAAAAAGAAUAUUUGAACGCAUGGCAGCAUUCAGUCUAGAAGUGCCACCCUUUUUCCAAUUUGGUAAAUUUAUUGUUGACGUAAAUUAUUUGUCUUUAUGUUUCACUGAAUUUACAGCUAAACUGCAUCCCUUAAUAAUUUUUAUUUGGAUCCUAUUCAUUAUUUUCCAUUCGACAAUUAGUUAAUAUUUAUUGUUUACAGUCAGCGAUGUAUUGUUGUAAUCUGUACUUCUAUGUCAUUGUCUAUCACUGUUUCACUAUGUUUCUACAUUAUAAAGAAAUGUACUGUCACUAAAAAUGAUAAGUUAUCACUAAGGAGUUGUAAACUUAAAGCUAGGUAUUAAAAUUUAAAAUAAAUAAUCAAUAUUUAUUACGUCUACUAACUGUCAAUUGUACAAUUUAAACAGCACAUGUAAUUGUUUAUGUCUUGAAUAAUUUUUUAUUUCAAAUUAAAUGCCAUUUCGUAGCAUUUUUGUUAAAAACAAUUAAUUAGUACGAUCUAUUUAAAUAAUAUGUAAAAUAUAUUUUAAUUUACAUAAGGCACAUUACACAAUGUUCCUGUAUAUUAAUCUAGGGGUUUCAGAUUUUUGUUAAAUAAAUAAAUUCUGAAAGAAAACAAAAUAGCAACUAAACAUGUUUUCUCUUUUAAAAUGAGUUAAGUCUAGUGUAAGAUCAUCGUUUAAAAUGAUGAAUUCUCAACAAGAAAUAACAACAAUUUGUUUCCAAAUUAAAAACAAAGUCCAAUAAAUUUAUGUUUUAUUUUAUUAUGUAAACAAGGAAUGGCAAUUUGUGUACCAGUUUCUUUUGUAGCCACUAUACGAGGCAUGUUUGAGAAAUAACUACAAUUUUGAUACUACUGUACAUAUCACCUCAUGCUUGUACUCUGCUAUUGUCUAUAUGUAGUAAAAUUGAUAACAGGAUAAUAAGAACUCUGAAUUAAUAGUCUAUUGUUUUACGAACAAAAGACAUUAUAAUUAAUAUGAAGUACUUGGAAGAUGUAUUAUCUUCAUAUGCUUCAAUAAAAGAUCUGGAGUUUUUCUGCAUUGUAUAAUUUUUUGAUAAUAUAACAACUUAUAUAGCUUACUCAAACUUCGUAAAAGUUUUAAAUAAAAUGAUUAUGCAUUAUAAUUUGUUAUUACAUGUUCUAUAAAAUGUAACAAUACCUUGUUUAUUAAAAUCGGUUCAUAUAAAAAAAGAUUUGGAUCUUUUACUUUUUGUAAUUGUAUUUAACAUUUAAUGUCUCGACAUAGGAAACCACUUCCUAACAAAAUUAAUGCACAAAAAAAUUUAUAUAUUUGAGUUAGUAAAACAUCUGCCAAUUAAACAAAACAAUCAGAAGGUUUUUUAAAUAAUUAAUUCAAAAUAAAUAAAAAAAGUGGUAGAUUAUAACCAAGCUGAAAUUUAAAAUUACAUAAAACACUUUUGAGUUAUUUUCAUCUGAUAACGGUUCUGAAUAGCUACUAAACUGUUUUAUGACAUAUGUGGUGUGUCCUAUAUACAUGUACACACACAUAACGCAUGUAUCAUAUCGUACAAAGACUAGACUAAAAAAAAAUAUAGAUGAUACUUACUAAAUGUCGAAGUCAUUUCAAUUUUCAAAAAGACAACCUUUGUCUCGCAAGCAAUUAUAGUCCAGUUUCAAUACUUCCAUUUUUAGUAAAAUAAAAAUAAAUUCUAUGAAGGACUUGUUAACUGUCUGAAAAAUAAUGAAAUUCUAAAUCCUGAGCAAAUUGCAAAGAUAAAUCCACAAUUUACAUGGUGAAUAACCUUUUGGGCAACGUUGUCGAUGGAUUGGAAGGGCAAGAACAUGGGUUUAGCAUAUUUCUAGACCUUUCCAAACAUUUUGAGUGCAUGCAUUAUAAGAGACUGUUGCAUCAGAUGCACUCUUGCCUGUUGCAUGCUGCACUAUGUGUGAUAAAUGCAGGGUUUGAUGUCUCCUGCAUUAUUGCUCAUUUAUCUUAAAGAUCGAGAUCAAUGUGUAGUGAUUUUGAAUGUUAUUUUAAACAAUAUUAAAAUGACCCAUGGUAUCCCUCAGGGUUCUGUCUUGGACUUCUUCUAUUUUUGAUCUAUGCAUGCAGAUUGAAUUCAGUUAUUCACCAUGAGAAACUAAUUCUAUAUGCGGAAAACAUGGCUCUGCUUUAAAGCAAGUCAACACAAGGUCUUGAAAUCCCUUUUUCAUUCAUGGAAUUGUAUUCAUGCAAUCAGUACUUCACUGAAAUGAAACUAAUUGGUCAAAAUCUAGUAUCAUCAACUUCUGUGUUGGCUGCUUGAUGAUGUAUUGCUGCCGGCUGUCUUUGUGGAUGAGGUCCUUUUAGAGGAAACAAACUCCACAAAGUUUAUUGGAAUAUCCUUAAUAGAGGAAUGAUCUAGGAUGGUCAUAUUGAUACUGACUGUGUUAGAGUUACCUCUAGGAUAUAUGUCCUACAUCACCUAGGAAAAUUAUGUUCCCCAGAAGUUGAAAAAUAGCCUAAUGUCACCUAAUACAAUCACAUUUUGCAUAUGGAGUAAGACUCAAAGGUAGUUGUGCCAAAAGAAAAAUAGAAUGAAGCUUCAGAUUAAGGCUGUGAGAAUCAUUGGCAAGUUAUUUUAUAAAGAGAUGCGGCAGGAGUGUUUCAGGGAGCUGGAGUUAUUGAUUCUGCCCUAUUUAUAUGUUUUUGAAGUGUCCCUGUACUGCCAUCAAGAUGUAAUUUGGUUCACGGUGGGGAUUUUAAGUGUUAUUAAACAAGAGGCAGAGACAAAAUCCGAACUAAGCAUCACAGGCUGUUAUUAUCACAGCAUCCACCACAAGACAUCGGUGUCAAACUAAUCAACAGGCUCCAAGAAAGUAAUAAAAAUUGCAACAAUCAAAAUCAGUUCAAAACUUGUAUCAAAUGUCUUUUGGUGUCUAAAUUCUUUUAUUUGGUUGAUGAGUUCAUGAAGAGUAGCAGGGAUUUCAAUAAGAUAGUGGAUUUGGAAACAACGUGAUUGUUGGAGGAGUGAAUGUACUCGUAUUUAUACGAGUUUGACUGUGUGUGAUAUGCAAAGAUUAGGUGAUUUGUAAUGUGGUAUGAUUUAACGAUUACAAGAUAAUGUAAAAUUGUCACCAAAAUGCAAUAACGGUAUUAUGCAUGCGCUAUUAUAGGGCCAAUAGGAGAAUGGGUCUGGCUACAGAAUGUAAAUAGCAUUAUAUUAAAUUAUUGUUAUUUUAAGUCAUUUUGUGAGGUCUGUCAAGAAAAUAUGUACAAUAAAGUAUAUAUUCCUUAUAAAGUAUAAAAGUACUUAUUCCUUAUAAAGUAGAUAGACACAAGGAAUAUGUUUUAACAUGUAGUUACACACCUCCACAGCAAAAUGCUGCUAAGACAGAUUUUCGUUAAUACUUUCAUUGUUUUUACGCAUAUGUUUAGAAACAAUGAUUGACAAGAUUCAGUUAGUGUCCUGGUAAGGAAAAGAAAAAAUAUUAGACACAAUCAAUAAGAUAAAAUUUUGAUGUAACCUGUGUGAUAUUUCAGUCAUUAUAUGAAUUUAAGAUAAAUUUUAAUAUUUAUUAUUUGUCUUAUUUAAGUUAGCGUUUUAUUUCUAGUGAUAAUUGAUUGUAUGGAAAACACCUGAAGUAUGGAUAGCUUAGCAAGGUAACCCAUCACAGCAAAGUGUUAUAACACAAUACUUUUAUUCCAAAUUGUAUCCUAUACUCAACCAUAUAGCUUCUUUGUCAAACAAUUAUAAUCUUAUUUCUAUAUUAAAUGGCAUAAUAAAUCACAUAUAGUUUUAUAUAUUCUAUGUAUGUUUUAAGAGAAGAUUUUCGUAAAUUGUGUUAAUCUUAUGGCAUCUUAUUAUCAGUGUAAAAUAAAAAUAAAUUAUAGGCUAUGUUUAAUAAGAAUGUUUUUACUCCUAAAAAGUUGAAAUAUCAGUUGUUUGUUUGGGGACCAGAUAUACUACUAUUGAAGAUUUAACAUUAGUUUAUUGAAAGUUCUGGUUUUCUGAUGUGUAUAUUGAAUCAUGGUGUAUUUUUUGGUUUGUUUAUCUACUUUAUGAAAUAUUUGGAAGAAACAUUAAUUUUUUAAAAUUAAGACUUUGAUAUGCCUUUAUUACAUCAUUUUUGUUACAAUCACUCCAUAAUGAUAAUUAUUGGUUGCAAUAAAUAUUUAUCAAGUACA
Homalodisca vitripennis (glassy-winged sharpshooter) is the source of this 10101-nucleotide messenger RNA. RefSeq names its product RING finger protein 207-like. Lineage: Eukaryota; Metazoa; Arthropoda; Insecta; Hemiptera; Cicadellidae. Gene Ontology annotation, cellular component: perinuclear region of cytoplasm. Gene Ontology annotation, molecular function: Hsp70 protein binding; zinc ion binding; transmembrane transporter binding. The record is from RefSeq and is a predicted model, not a curated record.